GUUCACACACAGGCAGUUCGUGCUCCUUGCAUCACACAAAGCGCGCAUGUGUGACAAUGACGAAGUGUGGCAGGUGGUCGGGCACCGCCGUCGCCGCUACCGCCCUGGCGGCAGCAAGGCGGAACAACAGCAGCCUCCGGCGGACAUGCGCCGCAUGGCCACUCGGGGAACAGGUCUCGCCGCAUCCAACAACACCGCAGCAAGCAUCGGAAAGAGCACGGCCAAAAGCAAGGCGGCACCCAACAAGUACUCCUAUGGCGAAAGAAACAGUAGCAAGGAGCAGUCACCACUGGAGCAAACAGCAGGAGAGUUGGUCCGGGCAGAGCUUGCAAAGCUGGAACAACUGAAGGUGCUUCUGCGAGAAACGGCGCUGUGGCAACGCCUCGUUGAGGGCUUGAGACAUAUCCUGCCGCAGUUGGGGAUUGCGGCUCCAACUCCCGCGGGAAGCUCUUCUACUACUCCUGAUCCUCCUGCUAUUCCCCCUGCUAUGUCCUCUUGCCCAAAGAACGGCGUUGGCGACAACGACAGCACUAGCUCCGCGCCGGCAUCAAGGCGGCGCCGGGGGCUGCGCGAGCUCGUUUGCUACGGCAUCGGCAAUUUCAGCGAGAAUCACAGCUCGAGAUACCAGUUUGCCCUCGCGCUGUGCCUUCGUGACUUGCUUGUGAGGAUAAUCGACGAUACAGGUGCCACGGACGAAGCAGCACCAGCAGCAGUAGUAGCAGCAGCAGCAGCAACAGCAACAGCAACAGCAACAGCAGCAACAGCAACAACACCGCAGAGCCUCGUAGGACUUGACAGCAACGCCAGCAACGCGGAACGAACACAGCAGCAGCUGUGCCACGACGGCACAGCAUCCCUCACGAAACCAGCGGCAGAAGGAGCGGUGCUGGAUUGCUCCCUGCCAGAGACGGCCCCCACCGACGGGGGCAGCCGCGGUGCUCCCGCAGACGCAAGCAAUUUGCCGAGUAGGCAAACCAACCGGUCCCAAGAAAGCAACCCCACUGGGGUGGCAAUGCUCGUGUUUGAUCCAACCAUGGGAGAAGCCGAGAAAGCGAUUAUGGCGGCGCUCGGUUGUGGCUUGCUGGAAAACGAGGAAGGGAAACGGUGCUGCUGUCGCUGCUGUGGUGAACGCGGCAGUGGCGACAAAGCAGGGGGCGAGGACGUGGCGACGCCGACGCUAUUCUUCAUGCCGCACUGCCCCCAGCGCCUGUACAGCAACGUGCUCUGGGCUAACUGGUGCUCUCGGGCAAUGGGCUCGAUCCUUAUCCUCGGCAACAAGAUCUCGUCGUACACGGAUCGGCUUCUCGACGCUCGCAGCCGGGUUGACCCAACCAACGCCCUCCUUCGUGCCGGGCCGCUGCUGCAAGACAUCGACCUUCUCCCGUACCCGGGUUCGGAUAGGGCUAGGUGGCGCCGGGACGUCGAGAAGCUGCCGAGAUUCGAGCGAGCGUUCAACGACCUGGCGCUGUCGUUUCCGAGCCCCGAUGCCCGUAGUUCGGCAGAGGGGGCCAAGGCCUUGCUCGACAGGCCGCAGGAGUUUUUCGAGGAGGAGGAUGGGGAGCUUGUGACGGGACGGGCGCAUGGCGGCAGAUAGCCGUGUGCAUCUCUGGUUUCGGGGCGGUUUGGGUGAUAGCGUUGCUGGGGCUUGGUGAUGUUUCGAUCAGCGCUCCAUGCCCAGCAGGUCGUCUGUGGGAGCCAGGGAGCCAGAUGCACGUGUUUUGCUGCGGCUCGUCGUUUGUUUCCUCCGCUUUUGUGAUUCGAAACCUUUUCGCAUCUCUAGUACCAUAAGAGAUGUGCGAAUGAUGGCUUGCUGGGUUGAUGUUUGCUUGCUCUUGCCCCGAACGCAGUGCAAUCUCUGGCGUCCGUUGCUUCUUGUUGCCUCCACAACUAUGCUUCCGCGCAGUCUCAGCGACCCCCGAUACGUUCUCAACGUGAUUUCACGUCUUUGAACGCUGGU
Messenger RNA from Ectocarpus sp. CCAP 1310/34, 1957 nucleotides. The record is from the annotation of a GenBank genome assembly. Lineage: Eukaryota; Phaeophyceae; Ectocarpales; Ectocarpaceae.